Brugia malayi is the source of this 525-nucleotide messenger RNA. RefSeq lists its product as uncharacterized. NCBI's taxonomy places the organism in Eukaryota, Metazoa, Nematoda, Chromadorea, Rhabditida, Onchocercidae. The transcript has 4 exons. The record is from RefSeq and is a predicted model, not a curated record. Bases 1 to 525 code for a protein of 174 amino acids.
AUGAUUCCAGCGAUGCAUGAAAAUGAAGCAAUUGAAAUGUCAAACUAUAGCAAUGUCACCGAUGCUUCAAGCAGAUUCGCAGAAACUUAUAAUGAUUCGUUAACUCUAAAGUUAAAAAUUUGGUGGUGGAAUUUAACAAAAAAACAACGACAGUUUUACAUUAGUUCAUUGUUGAUCUUUGUUAUAUUAUUUACAAUUGUUAUUAUAACUAUAUUCAUGCAACGUACACCCGAUGAUUCAUAUCAAACUUCAACAGCUACGUACACAACAACAACAUCAGCAACUUCAUCUUCGAUAACAGUCUCUCCGUCCAUAUCAACAAUUUCAACAAACACUUCUAUUGUUACACUCACACUCACAGCUAUACCAACCACGCCGAUAGCUUCGAUGAAUUCCAACGAUUCUCAAUUAUCCGUUUUGAAAGAAAAUUCAUCGACAGUGACGUCGACAGCAUUAAAAAUGAUGAAUUCGACGUCCAUAAAAUCGACAAUAUUCGUUAGAAAUGACAAAACAUCAGUGAUAUAA